AUAGCGCUGCCGGUCCUGGUUUGGCAAUUUCAGAAACAACAUUACAACGUCCAUCGCCAAGCCUGGUUCAUCGGUGGCAUCUUCGCCAUCCUCUCCAUACCCAUUUCUAUUUACGAAAUCGCGUUGCACAUCGAGUAUUACACUCGGCCUCACCUACAGAAGCAUGUGAUUCGGAUCCUGCUUAUGGUGCCGAUCUACGCGGUGGAUGCCUGGCUAGCACUGAAAUUCAAAAAGGCAGGAGGGAGGGGGGAAUGGGAGAUAAAGGCGGAGGGAGCCCGGGAAUACCUGGACCCCGUCAGGGAGUGCUACGAGGCCUUCGUGGUGUACUCCUUUCUAGCGUAUCUCAUGGCAUUCCUGCAGGCAAGUCGUACAAUGCUGUACUGCCGUAUUGUGAUCAAACCUCAGGUCCGGCACCUGCUCGUGGCUCGGUGGCUGCUGCGCCCCUGGGAUAUGGGUACCCGAUACCUGUGGGAGUGCAAGAAGGGCGUCCUGAACUUCGUCAUCUUGCGCCCCGUGUGUACGGCGCUCGCAUUUUUUACCGACAUUUUUGACCAGUACGGCAGGGGCCAGAUCAAUUUCAGAAAGAGCUACGUCUACCUGGCCGCCGUGACUAACUUUUCGCAGGCGAGUAUGUGGGCGCUGUACUGCUUGGUGAUGUUGUACACGGCCAUGCACUCCGAGCUGGCGCCCAUUCGUCCGCUGUCCAAGUUUUUGUGCAUCAAGGCUGUGAUUUUCGUGACCUUUUGGCAGGUACGAUAUUGGAUUGUACGACUCUGCUCCAGGCUUCCUUUUUUGGGGAAGAGGGCUGAUAUGGUUGGCGGUUGA
Volvox carteri f. nagariensis is the source of this 825-nucleotide messenger RNA. RefSeq lists its product as uncharacterized. The record is from RefSeq and is a predicted model, not a curated record. The annotation marks the transcript as partial. Gene Ontology annotation, biological process: transport. NCBI's taxonomy places the organism in Eukaryota, Viridiplantae, Chlorophyta, Chlorophyceae, Chlamydomonadales, Volvocaceae. The transcript has 7 exons. Gene Ontology annotation, molecular function: transporter activity.